AUGAUUACAUUGGUAAAUCGGCUACGGUCGACCUUCUGGCCUCGCACCGGUCAACCCACCGCAGAAGCAAACGAUCAACGAGAAGAUGUUCUUGUCAAGAACCAAGAUCGGACACUUCUGGGGCCUGAAAGUCCUGCCGCACUGCAAUUGGAUAAACUCCAGGGCGACAUUGAGAAGAUCCGGGAACUAUGCAAAGUCUCGUCCAUUUGUUACGCCGUUUUCCACCGCGGUCAUUUCCUAGAUGGGAGUGUAGGCUUAUGCGACAGGGAAAAUAGUCGCUCUCCUGACCGUCACACACUCUAUACACUCUGCUCGAUUUCCAAAACCUUCGUUGCUGCUUGUAUUGGCAUCUUAGUUGAGGAGCGCAAAGUAGAAUGGACAGAUACGUUGGAGAAGCUCUUGCCGGAGUAUUUGCCACCAGGAGAUGACAAGCGUGUCUCGACUGAAGCGACGCUCAACGACUUUUUCAGACAUUCUAGUGGGCUGGGUAAUCCUGUUGUCACAUGGCUAGGACCUAAGGGAAAGGUUCUAGUCGCGGAAAGGGGAUUCAUAGAGCUGCUCAAUGAUACACCAGUCGGUCCUUUUCGGUCCCAUUGGGAAUACAGUAACAUUGGGAUUGGCAUGAUGGCUUUGAUCGUCCAAAAGGUCAGCGGUCAGAGAUUUGCUGACUUCCUUCGGGAGCGCAUUCUGCGCCCUUUGGGAAUGGAUGACACGGCAGUGUCUAAAUCUGACGUCUUGGAAAGUUGCAACACGGCUCAUCCAUAUGUUCAAUUGGGAGAUGCUAAGUGGGUCAAGGUUGAGCACGAGUGGACAUCGGAAGACCAUACUCCCAUUCUUGGAAUGAUUGGGAUCAGAAGUUCAGUGAAAGAUCUCACUAUAUGGGGCAUUGCAACCAUGGCCGCGCAGAAGUACACGCCGUUCGAAUCGUCACGGCAGGAAAUCGAGGUUCCAUUCUCAAAAUCACCAAUACAAAACCCUUUGCGACAGAUGCGUGCCAUUUUGGACGAUUGGUAUUGGACUCGACCGCACGAAGAUCCUCAUCAGAACACUUCUCAGUAUCACCUCAGUUGGAUGAAGGUGGAGAUGCCAUCUAUGAUGACACAUUGGGGUUCUUAUAACAGCAAAUUAGCGGACAAUGCGGAGUUACGGGAUCAAUCAUACAUUGAUCAACACAUUCUUGGGCAGCAUUCUCCACGCCAAAAAUUAAUCAAGUCGGUUGGCCUGGGAUACUGCUGUGCCAAUACUCUCCAGCUAUACCCAGACUCAGGUUCUGUUAUCGUUGUACUUAGCAAUGGAUUGAAUCUGGGAGAUGCAGCCGACUUCACGGCUUCGAUCCUGUCACAAGAUAUAUUCAAACUCACACCUUCUGUUGACAUCCUAGGCAUGGCCAAAGAUGAGUGCGGGGAGCGUCUCAGAAUCUACGAAAAAAUGAUGGCCAAGUGGAAGCAACAUCGGGAUGUGUCAGAACCAGAGUCUUCCCUUGAUGACUACAUUGGAGACUAUCGUUUAUUAGGAUUGACAUUAUCAGUUCGCCGAUCCCCCAAGUUACGGACUCUGGAACUGUGCUUCAAUAAUAGAGAGGAGAUUGUACAGUCUCUUGAGUACUACAGCAAGGACAAGUAUAGUUACAUGCCAAGGUCGAGGGAUGAAUGGCUGCGAGGCGCCUGGCUUGACUGGGAUUACUACCUGGUGGGCAUUUUGGAUUUCGUCAGGGACGCUAAAAACCAGGUUAUUGGCGUGAAGUGGAUGUACAAUGACUGGACGCCGGCUGUUUUCUUUAAAAGAGCGUAG
Messenger RNA from Neoarthrinium moseri, 1791 nucleotides. RefSeq lists its product as uncharacterized. The record is from RefSeq and is a predicted model, not a curated record. Bases 1 to 1791 code for a protein of 596 amino acids. The transcript has 2 exons. NCBI's taxonomy places the organism in Eukaryota, Fungi, Ascomycota, Sordariomycetes, Amphisphaeriales, Apiosporaceae.